GCAGAACACUUUGCAGUCGACUUGGUUGCAUGACAGCAAUUCCUAGCAGCACCAUGAAGGUCAUUUUCUUGAUGGGGUUUUUUGCUGUAUCUAUCAGGGUUGCAGGUUCUUCUAGGAUCAUUGGGGGUCACGAGGCUGCACCCCACAGCCGGCCCUAUAUGGUCUACUUGUUAAUGAUGGGAAAGGACAUUGGAAUGAAAAAUUGUGGAGGGUUUCUAAUACGAGAGGACUUUGUCUUGACCGCAGCGCACUGCAAUGCAGAAAACAUCACUGCUAUUCUUGGUGCUCAUAACAUCAUGUCUCCAGAGAAUUCUCAGCAGAUCAUUAACGUGGUGAAGGCCAUUCCUUUUCCAGCCUAUUGUAGAAGUGGCCCUAAUGAUGACAUCAUGUUGCUGAAGCUGGAGAAAAAAGCCACUCUAGAUGAAAAGGUGGCGAUUCUGCCGCUGUCCCAGAAUAAAGAAAGGCUCAAGGUUGGCAGCACCUGCUCUACAGCUGGCUGGGGCUUGGUGGAGUCAGAAGGGAGUCACAUGGUUUCUAAACUGCAAGAGGUCAACAUGUCGGUGUUCAGACGGCUGUGUGCCGCGAAAUGGGGAGCAAUGUUCACCGAAUACAUGACCUGUGCAAGCAGUCCCAUGAAAGGCGGCUGUAAUGGCGACUCUGGGGGUCCCUUGGUGUGCGAUGGCGUGGCUCACGGUGUCCUCUCAUUUAGCAGUGAGCCGUGCGGAUACUUUCCCACGGUCUUCAUGAAGAUUUCCAUGUACACUGACUGGAUCACCAGAGAGAUGGGCAGGCACUGAGGCUUCCCUUGCAAUUGCGGGGACCAGCUUAUACUGCACGUUCAGGGCUUUUAAGGGGUGCUGUACAUUGUGGCAACUCUGCCUGUGCUUGAAUCAAUCUAACACUGAUCCUCCACCCCCCAGUUCUUGUUGAGUCCACAACUAAAAGCAAUUGCUUUUGCAUCUGCUGCAGAACAGUGUUUAAUUAGAAAUCUGUGCCAUUACAGGUGACUUUAAUCUUGCAAUCCCAUUAGCAGAACUAUUAGUGCAGCUUGGCAGCACAACACAUUUCAAAUAUUGUACACAAUUUGGAAGCAAUGGGUUUCCCAGCUGUGUGCAUUACAUGCUCAUCCCAUUAUGGUAAAAAAUAUGAAAAUGUUCCCACUGUUGUGCCAAUGGGAGCCUCUUAGUGUUGUAGCCCCUCAGUACAGGACCGUUGCAUUGUCAUUGCACUACCGUGACUGCAUUACCAUUGGUGUUCAUGUAUUGUGGGUGUAUUUGAGCUCUGUGGUGCAUUGGGUCUCAUCUUAAACCAGAAUUUGCAUCAUAUACAGAGUAUAAAAGUAGCUCUUCACUCUUAUUCACACACAUUGGAAAUGUGGUAAAAGCAUGGUAGAAAAUUUUAUAAAAAGAGACACAUUACAGAUUAUCAUUACAGCUUUUGCAUUUCUAAUUAGAUUUGCUUGUAAGAAACCCUGGGCUGGGUUGUGGGUGGCAGCCCCCCUGCAUUCCAAUGCUGCUGCUUUGUGAAUACUGAAUUUCAGUAUUGAAUUUCUCAUACCUUUUUUGCAGAGUACGGUACAGCUUUUGCUCAUGCCAUAUUGCAUCUUUUCUUUUAUUGAUCACUCAUGUUGUUCAGUAUUUAAAGCUUUGUGACACACCCUGAGAUGCCUGAUAAUAAACGAUUG
Messenger RNA from Polyodon spathula (Mississippi paddlefish), 1684 nucleotides. Its product is annotated as mast cell protease 1A-like. Gene Ontology annotation, biological process: proteolysis. Bases 30 to 797 code for a protein of 255 amino acids. Gene Ontology annotation, molecular function: serine-type endopeptidase activity. NCBI's taxonomy places the organism in Eukaryota, Metazoa, Chordata, Actinopteri, Acipenseriformes, Polyodontidae. The transcript has 5 exons. The record is from RefSeq and is a predicted model, not a curated record.